CUUUCUGCAUGAUUCCUGCAGACAGUCAUCACUUCUAUGCUGUCUGUUUCCGAAAAGCAUUUCCCCAUACAAUACAAGUUAUCAUCCUGUUGUCUGAUAUUUGAUGUUCCGGUCAAAAUGUUAUCAUAUUACUGCAGUGCUGUUCUCGUUUAACUCCAAAAAUCGAAUCAGCUGAAUCUGUGUCUGAUCUCUGCGCCUCAGCGUCGGCCCUGUCCGUUGGAUCUGAGCGUCAGGAUCGGGAAGCAAAGUGAGGAGGCAGCUGCUGCCGGUGCAGCGGCACAAAAUGUCUGAAAGCCCAGAGAAAGGUGUCUCUCUGUCGGCUCAGGAGCUGAAGGAACAGGGCAACCGCCUCUUCCUGAGCCGCAAGUACCUGGAGGCUGCUGCCUGCUACGGCAGAGCCAUAACCCACAGUCCCUCUGUUCCAGCGUACUACACCAACAGAGCUCUGUGCUACGUGAAGCUGCAGCAGUAUGACAAAGCUCUGGCAGAUUGCCGACACGCCCUGGAGCUGGACAGCCAGUCAGUCAAAGCUCACUUCUUUAUGGGCCAGUGCCACCUGGAGAUGGAGAACUAUGACGAAGCCAUCGGUAACCUACAGAGAGCUUUUAACUUAGCAAAAGAGCAGCGGCUGAACUUUGGCGACGACAUUCCCAGCGCUCUGCGGAUAGCGAAGAAGAAGCGCUGGAACAACCUGGAGGAGAAAAGGAUCAGCCAGGAGAGCGAGCUCCACGCCUACCUCACCAAACUCAUCCUAGCUGAGAAAAAGAGGGAACUGGAGGGCUGCAGACAGAAGCAGGAAGACAAAUCAGACGACAUCAGAAUUCAACACAACGUGAAGGAGAUCCACACUAAACAUGACAAGUUUCUUUCAGACAUGGAGGAGCUGUUCAGUCAGGUAGACGAGAAGAGGAAGAAGCGCGAGAUCCCAGACUACCUGUGUGGAAAGAUCAGCUUUGAGUUGAUGAGAGAGCCCUGUAUCACUCCCAGUGGAAUCACCUACGACAGAAAAGACAUAGAAGAGCACCUACAGCGAGUCGGCCAUUUUGACCCGGUGACACGCACUCCUCUGACACAAGAUCAACUCAUCCCAAACCUGGCCAUGAAGGAGGUUAUUGAUGCUUUUAUUUUGGAGAAUGGAUGGGUGGAGGACUACUGACCAAUGAGACAAAGGGAGGGAAGUGAUUUUUCAUAGAUGGCUCAACCCCAAAAACCUUCUGAAGGUGUCACUUUCUCUCUUAUUUGUUUUACAGUCGGGUAACAUGUGAUGUCAUCAUAGUGUAUCCCUUCCUUUUAUUUAUUUUUUUCACCCAUUUUUAAGCCUCUUCGGCCAAAUCCCGACACCCUACACUCACAGGCUCCGAGCCGUGUUGCUGGUAGGUGUGUGAACGCUGUUUUACACCAUCAUUCAUCACCAUAAUAUGUUCUUUGUGUGAGUCCGUAUUUCUGUACACUUUCCUGUGGGACUUACCCAAACUUCAAAGUGAAAUUGAUGACGUGAAGGUUGUGAUCAUCAACCUCCCCCCCCCUCCAACCCAAUUGUUAACAAAUAUUCAUAUUUUUCUAUAAAGUUUAAAAAGAUAAAAAAUCAAUACAAAGCCAUCUUGGAUGUGAUUGGAGAAUCACGAAGAAGUCAAUUUGUAAGUGAAGAACAUCCUUUGAUCACUUUUGUGGUAAUUUAUUUUACAGUUUUAGAGUUAAAAAAAAAAAAAAAGUCUUUCAGUUUCAUAUCCUAAAAUGAUUUACAUAAAUGUCUUUCUUACUUUCAAUAGUUUGCUUCAAUAUAGAAACACUGUAAUGUAAGCCACACCAAUUCAUGUGUUUUUUUUUACCUUCUUGGUCUUUGCUGCGUGUUGUUUCCUGGCAUCCUGUGAUGUCACGGUAGUGCAUCCCAUUCAGUUUAAUAUCACACCAUCUCAGCCCUCGAAGACACACACACACACACACACACUCACGCACUGCACACCUGACAUCAUUAGAGUCCGUCAGGUUUAUCAGAUGUAAGGUGGCGAUAGGGAUUGGGAGGGUGUCAUGAAGGAGCAGUUGUUCUGUCAUUACUUUAAAUCUGCAGCACAUCAAGUUAAACUGUGCCGUUAUGUCCUUUAGAGAAGUUCCCAAGUAAUUCUCAGAUAAAGAGAGUAUAAUACAAUUUAAAUGACAAUGAUGUAAGAUGUAAAAUAAUGUACGACCAGCAGAAUGAAACAAGCAAGUUUAAGCUAAAAAGACCAAAUAGGUUUCAAACAGGAGCAGUUCCCCCCAUAUCAUCCUGAUUUACAUUUACAGAGGAACUAAAGCUUGAGAUUGACAAAGUGAGUUUUCAGUUCUUUUUUUUUUUGUGUGUUCAACCUUGACAGCAGAUUCAGUUUUUCUUCAUCUGAACUUUGACUGUCCAAACAUCCCCUUUCUGUUCUUAUCUGUUUGUUCCAUAUGACUUUUACUUACACCAGUAAGACCGGGGGCUACACGUUGUGUUUGUUUGAGGUUUUAUUUUCAUCAGCUGAGAUGUUUCCGGGCUGUCAUGUAAAGAUCAGAGUCUGAAGAAUUGAGGCGACAAAACCAGCAGCUGCACACUGAAGAUUUAAGGCUGACUGGUUUCAACUUCUGCUUUCCUGUUCCACAUUUGUGUCGUUUUAAAAAUGACCUGUUGUUAAUCAGUAGAUGAAGAAAAAAAAAUCCAUGCUUUGUUUACUCUUAGAGUAAACAAACUGCUGGCUGACGAUCAGUUCAUGAAUCAAAACUGCAACGCCGGAGUUGCUCUUCGUUUUAAGUUUCAAUGUGGGAAAGUGUUGUGUUUGCUGGCAAACUAAAAGAUAGGAGAUUGUGACGCUGCAGCUAAAUAGAAAGGAGGCGUCCGAGAGGUUGAAAACAAGUUUCUGAUCUUUAUUUGAAAAUGUUUUUAGAUAACUGUCUUGUUUAGUAAGUGGUCUAUGGUGAUGCCUCUUUAUGAAAAACAACUGAGUUUGUUCUUGUAAAUUAUUUUGAGUUUCCUCUGUACAUUUUUUUAUUGUUUUUUUUUUUUUUUUAAACUUUGUGUGUACUUCUGUGAAUGACCAGCAGGAGUGGUAAAAAAAAAAAGUUCAUCCUUAUUGGACAACAGCUGUAGUUCUUAUUUGUUUAAAGCUUGUCUAUAUAAAUGUAUUUCUUUCUAUUCUAACUGACAAUUACAAAACUCGUUGACUCAGUCAAGUGAAGGUCUGAUUGUCUGCAUGUUUCUAAGAGACGGUCAGGACAACUCAAGUGAACCGAUGUACAAACUGACUUAAUUCCUUUGUCAGAACAGAAAGACUUUGAAUGAUCGAUCUUCUGCACCUUAAAAGACACAAUGUUUGAAAUGUGAUCAAAUAAAUGUUCCAUGUUUUCUA
Messenger RNA from Labrus mixtus (cuckoo wrasse), 3359 nucleotides. Its product is annotated as E3 ubiquitin-protein ligase CHIP-like. The coding region runs from base 284 to 1156 and encodes 290 amino acids. The transcript is spliced from 7 exons. Gene Ontology annotation, molecular function: protein-folding chaperone binding; ubiquitin protein ligase activity. NCBI's taxonomy places the organism in Eukaryota, Metazoa, Chordata, Actinopteri, Labriformes, Labridae. Gene Ontology annotation, biological process: positive regulation of proteolysis; cellular response to misfolded protein; protein quality control for misfolded or incompletely synthesized proteins. The record is from RefSeq and is a predicted model, not a curated record. Gene Ontology annotation, cellular component: cytoplasm; Z disc.